Topomyia yanbarensis is the source of this 910-nucleotide messenger RNA. RefSeq lists its product as uncharacterized. The transcript is spliced from 3 exons. The coding region runs from base 13 to 846 and encodes 277 amino acids. NCBI's taxonomy places the organism in Eukaryota, Metazoa, Arthropoda, Insecta, Diptera, Culicidae. The record is from RefSeq and is a predicted model, not a curated record.
CUUGUAGCCUUCAUGGAGAAAAAUCCCGAAGUAGCCAGAGGAAGUAAGUUUGUCCAAUCACGGGAAUCAGUUACUUCUCUAUGGUGGACAGUGACGGAUUCGCUGAAUAGUUUGGGUCCUCCCACUCGUUCCGUUGCAGCAUGGCAAAAGGUUUGGACCGACAAAAAGCUGCAACUAAAGCGAAAGCUGCAGCAUAACAAGAAUGAGUUGACGGCCACUGGAGGUGGGCCAAACACUCUACAUUCAUUUAACGACCUGGAAGAAACCAUCAUUCGUCUCCUUUCACUGGAGAGAGCGGUGAACCACGAUGGAUCUGUUUUUGGAAUACAACUACCACCUAGUGCAACUGAAAUUGAUGAACGCCCAGCAUGUGUGCCUUGCGACGAUGACCCGAGUGAGGAACCGAAUGUCCCGGGCGACGAGUCUACGCAUGAUAAUGCAGUCCAUGAUGAUGCGAUUAGGAAGGGUCAACCAGCAACGCGCGUCCGUGGACGAAUGACUAAUCGGAAUUACAGUAAAGUGCUGCUUGAAAAGCAGACUGAUGAUCUGAGUAAGAUGAAGCGGCAUGUGUCGGACUGCGCUCGAUAUUCGCGUAAAUCGUACGAUUUGCAAGGAAUGCGAUUCGAGCUUGAAAAGAAGCGGUUGCAGCUGGACGAGGAAAAAAUUCUUUUCAAAAAGCGGAUGCUACUGGAGAAGCAAAAAUCUAAAAGCCAGCAGCUACAAUGCCAGUUGCAACUGCUUCAGUACAAGAAGCAGAAGCUAGACUUUGAAAUGGGACGGACAACAACGAUUAAUACUGAUGCGCAGGAUUAUCAUGACAUGGACCAGGAUGAAAGUGACGAUUAAUUUAUUACUAUUACUUUUUUCAGUUAGUUUCCUAAUAAUGUUAGUAUAAACGUUAUUGUUUUGA